GAACCUCCUUAUCUGCUCCCAGGGAGCACAUGGGCAGGUCGCAGCAGGCCAGAGUCUCUGCUCCAUCGCCUUGCAAGCUCGCAGCUGAAGCAGAGUGGGGUUGGGAGGCAGAUCCCUAGAGAGGCCAGAGUGAGCCUCCCAUGUCCUGCCACUUAGGGUCAUAUUGCUGAGGGAUGGAAAGGGCUUUAGGGUCCUUCCUACCCUUCCCCCUCCUUCUCCAUGAGGUCUUGAAUCAGCCAAGGCUCUGGAUCUUUCCUAAAUGCCUGCCUCUUCCUCCCGGGGUGUGGGUCCAUUUUUGAGGUCUAUUUUCUGUGUAUUUUGUGGCUCCCGGCUGCUGACUCAGCUCAGCUGAUGCUCUGCUGAGGAAGCAGACACUGACUCAGGAGGCCAUCGAGGCCCUUCCCCAGACCCCCGGGGAAAGGGCAGGCUGAGGGGUUCUUUCCAUCCCAAGACUGUUCCUCAGGAUGAGAAGUGGGGGGAGGCGAGGGCGCAUGUGAUGUGUGAGCCACAGAUGGAAAAGAUGACCUUCUGCCCAGUCGGAUGGACGAGACCCGGCCUGGGAGGAGGAUGUGGAUUCCGGCACCAGCUCCCCCACUGCGGCCACGUUCCGGCUGCGGCUGCGUCUGGGCUCUGCUCUAACUGGGCUGCGGCCGCUGCUGCUCCUGCUGUGUUCCAGGCCUAAGAGGACUAGUUCCGAGGCUUCAUCCUGCUGCUCACCUUCUUCAUUUAUACCUGUUAUCACAUGUCCAGGAAGCCCAUCAGUGUUGUCAAGAGCCGUCUGCACCAGAACUGCUCGGAGCUGAUCAAGCCCACUAACGACAGCCACAGUAUCAAUGACACUACGUGGUGCGACUGGGCUCCAUUUGACAGGAACAACUACAAGGAGUUACUGGGGGCCGUGGACAAUGCCUUCCUUGUGGCCUAUGCCAUCGGCAUGUUCAUCAGUGGGAUUUUUGGGGAGCGGCUCCCCCUCCGCUACUACCUUUCAGCUGGAAUGCUGCUCAGUGGCCUUUUCACCUCGCUCUUUGGCCUAGGAUAUUUCUGGAACAUCCACAUGCUCUGGUACUUUGUGCUUAUCCAGAUCUGUAAUGGACUUGUCCAGACCACGGGCUGGCCCUCGGUGGUGACCUGCGUUGGCAACUGGUUCGGGAAGGGGAAGCGGGGGCUCAUCAUGGGCAUCUGGAACUCCCACACAUCCGUAGGCAACAUCCUGGGUUCCCUGAUCGCUGGCGUCUGGGUGAAUGAGCAGUGGGGCCUGUCGUUUGUGGUGCCCGGCAUCAUCACCGCUGCCAUGGGCAUCCUCACCUUCCUCUUUCUCAUCGAAUACCCAGAAGACGUGGACUGCACGCCCCCUCAGCACCACACAAGUGGUGGGCUGGAAGAGAAUCAGGACCCCGAGGACCUUGGGAACAGUCCCAAGGAGAGCAGCCUGGAGAGCGCCGCCAGGGGCUCCAAGGAGCCAAGCGCCCAGCCUGCUGCCAUCAGCUUCCUUGGGGCGCUCCGGAUCCCGGGUGUGGUCGAGUUCUCCUUGUGUCUGCUCUUCGCCAAGCUGGUCAGUUAUACCUUCCUCUACUGGCUGCCCCUCUACAUCUUCAAUGUGGCUCACUUUAGUGCCAAAGAGGCUGGGGACCUGUCCACCCUCUUCGAUGUUGGUGGCAUCAUAGGCGGCAUCAUGGCGGGACUCAUCUCCGACUACACCAAUGGCAGGGCCACCACCUGCUGCGUCAUGCUAAUCUUGGCUGCCCCCAUGAUGUUCCUGUAUAACUCCGUGGGCCAGAAGGGGAUAACCAACUCCGUAGUAAUGCUGAUCAUCUGUGGGGCCCUGGUCAAUGGCCCUUACGCGCUCAUCACCACCGCCGUCUCUGCUGACCUGGGAACUCACCAGAGCCUGAAGGGCAAUGCAAAGGCACUCUCCACUGUCACGGCCAUCAUCGACGGCACUGGGUCCAUAGGUGCGGCUCUGGGGCCUCUGCUGGCUGGGCUGAUCUCCCCCACAGGCUGGAACAAUGUCUUCUACAUGCUCAUCUCUGCCGACAUUCUGGCCUGCCUGCUCCUCUGCCGGUUGGUGUACAAAGAGAUCCUAGCCUGGAAGUCAUUCCUGAACAGAGACAGAGGCUCUAGUCUGGCCCUAACCCACCCGCGGUAGUAUUUUCCUCAAGUCCCAUGACUUUUGUAUAAAGAAAUAUGAAGUCCUGAUUGAAGGAGAAGCCUGGAGGACCUCAGUCAAUUCCCCAAGUGCUUCCCCGACCCCACCGCCUCACAGGGGAGCGGGGGCAAGACCACGGAAACCACCCCCAAGGACUGUGGCAGCCUCUUGACCUGACACCAGCCAGCCCGGGGUGGGGGGGACUGCCAACACGAGGACUGCAGGGCUCGUGGCCCAGGACUCUGGAAGCUGUGGGCAGAAGGGAUGGGGAGCAGAGCUUGAGUGGUGUCUCCAGCUUGGUAAGGGGAGGGUAGGCUCAGAUCUUGCUUGUUCAGAUUCCAAGAGGGAAGGCAGAGGCCUGACCUGGCCGAGGCCUGGCAAGGGCGUGUCUCUCCUUCCCGUGUUAAAUCUGAACCUCAGCAAUCGGCCUGUGUGUAGGGGCGGAUUUCUGACCCUAUUUCAGAGCUGCCCAGCCUCGCUCCCUUCCUUUGUCCACGUGCCGGUUUUCUCAUGUAUUUCCCCACGUUGGAACCCCUUCUCCCCUGCACUGGGUCCUGUUCUUGACUCCUGACCCGAGUCGAUUAAAGUGUUGUUGCUGUA
Messenger RNA from Canis lupus familiaris (dog), 2746 nucleotides. It is a transcript of the gene SLC37A2, whose product is annotated as solute carrier family 37 member 2. Gene Ontology annotation, molecular function: glucose 6-phosphate:phosphate antiporter activity. Gene Ontology annotation, biological process: phosphate ion transmembrane transport; glucose-6-phosphate transport. The record is from RefSeq and is a predicted model, not a curated record. The transcript is spliced from 19 exons. Gene Ontology annotation, cellular component: endoplasmic reticulum membrane. Lineage: Eukaryota; Metazoa; Chordata; Mammalia; Carnivora; Canidae. The coding region runs from base 743 to 2146 and encodes 467 amino acids.